Molecule: messenger RNA, 6142 nt
Organism: Brassica rapa (field mustard)
Lineage: Eukaryota; Viridiplantae; Streptophyta; Magnoliopsida; Brassicales; Brassicaceae
Product: cytochrome P450 CYP82D47
Molecular function (GO): oxidoreductase activity, acting on paired donors, with incorporation or reduction of molecular oxygen; monooxygenase activity; iron ion binding
Source: RefSeq, a predicted model, not a curated record
AAAACUUUCAAAAAAUUUCAUAAAGACAUGACUACUACACAAAUUUAAAUAUUAAAACAACUCUAAUAGUCAGGUAAGUUUGAUCCGGAACUUUCAAAAUUUUCAAAUAUUGUUUAGUUUUCUUUUGUGUAACUGAAGAUGGUUGUUGUUGUUGUUGAUGAUGAUGUCUUUUCGUGCAAUUAUUUCUUGUACUUAUUGAAUAUAUUCACGAAUAUUAAUAUCAUCGAUAAAAAUUAGUCUUUUAGCAAUAUUUUAUAUUUUUUUUAUUUUCUUGUUCUGAUCUAAUGUAUUUACAAGUAUUAAUAUCACCCGAUUUCAACAAUUUUUAUCUCUAAUCUACAAAUUAAAAAUGAAGAGAGCAAUUUUUACUUCGUAAUGCACUAGUAGAUCAUAUAUGCAUUACAAAAAUCACUUUAUGAAAUAAUAUGGUAUUUUCCUUAAUGUUUAAUAUUAAUUAAGUUAUUAUGUUUAAAAUUUUAUAUUUUAAUAUAAUAUUUUAUUAAUUAAUAUUAUUGUAAUAUUUUUAUAUAUGUGCUAGUUAUUUAUAAAAGUUUUAUGAAUUUAAAUUAGUAAUAAAAAAUAUAAGGACUAUAUUAUAAAAUACAAAUAGUUUUGAAGUUGAGUUUGAAGUUUUGCUUUUGGAGAAAAUCAUCUAUAAACUUCAAAUAUAGAGUUUUAGAAACUUCAAAAUAGAGUUUCUUUUUGGAGAUGCUCUGAUAACUGCUCUUUAGGUACAUCCUUCGGGUAAUUCACCUCUUCCUCAGCUACGUAACUAUCCUGUUAUCACGCAAACGACAUCAUUCUCAGAGUUUACAAAAAAAAAAGAGAAAACUUUUCUAAUAAAUAGUUUUUUUAUUAAUUUCCAAAUAUAUAUACCUACAAAUCUUAACUAUAUUUAAUUUUUAAAUAAAAAAAUAUCCGAAAAAUACUAUUUAUAAACAGAAUUAUCCAAAGUAAUAAAUUAAUCAAAUAUUUUUGUUCGAAAUAUUAAAAAUUAUCCCAAUUAUCUACUUUAGUAUGCACAGACAUAUAUUGGUUAUAAGGUAUCUUAAAACUGUUUAUAAUGAAUGUAAAUGUGAGAUUCAUGUCAAUACUAUCAAAACAGGAACGUGUUUCAUUGAUAUUAGUUCAGUCUAUUUAAAAAAUAUACAACAUCUAAAUAUAACUACAAAAUAUAACUGCAUUUUUAUCUUAGCCCCACGUCCUCCACUAUCUCUUUUAAUCCUGGCUAAACCAAAGUUUGUAUCAAUUUCAAGUAUAUUAAGGACAUUUAAUGAAAGACCGGUUGAUACAACAAAUUCCAAUGUUUCAAGACUCACUUUUCUCAUACACAUAACAGUCGAUAUUUUUUUGGAUAAAAUAAAUAGUUUAUUUGAGCAUGCGAAAUAAAUUACUAAUAUAUGCUCGACUAAUAUAUACAACUAAAGCUAAGUGUAAUCAUAUUUUUCAUGCGUGAUGCCACAAUAUAAUUUGACAGCAGGUGCCUAAUUGUUGUAUAUAAUUAGUCAGUUUCCCUUAUAAAAUACAGGUUUCCUCAACAAUAUAAUGAUAAUGAAUGACUUUGACUGAUUUUCUUUGUGCAGUUUAGUAUUGACGUUAAUAUGAGUUUGCUUAUCAAGUUUAAAAUGAUUUUUAAUAAAAAUAAUUAAUCAUUCAAACUAAUUAAAAUUCAUUUACUAGAUUUAGUUUUGCUUAAAAUUAACAGGCCCUAUUAAGCAAAAUGUAUCUCCCAAACUACCUUAUAUGGGUCAAUACAUAUUUUGUAACUUCCUGUCCAAAAUUAUCGGUGGCAACUUCUUUCUAAUAUUUAUAUUAUCCAACAGUUAUAUAGUACAUAACAAUUAUUUUUUCCUUUACCAAAAUUACGUUUACUACUUUCAAUAGUAUUCCACCCAAAUUUUUUAUUUCUUUUGUGUUAUUCAAUAACCUCAACAUUUUUCUUUUUAGAAUUUUAACUUUUAAUUUGAUUAACUAGAUUAUGACCGUCCUUUGAAAAAGUGAGUAUAUUUUUUGUUUCAUAUUUAAAAAAAAAUUAAUUUUCAUAUUUUUGUUUAUUUUGGUAAUUAUAUUUGUAUUUUUUUUUGUAAUUGUACAUGUGCAUAAAUCUUAAUCAAAAUCUAUUUAUAAAAUAAUAACAAUUAAAAUUGAUUCGGCAUACAUUUUUUCUUUGUAAUCAUAUUUUUCUAUUUAGAUCUCGACCAAAAUGUUACAUAAUUAUAGAAACAUAAAAAAAAUAUUACAAACCGACAUUAUACCUGCGGGUCAAAAUCUGGAACAUACAAAUAUGAUUACAAAAAACAGAUAUACAGACAUAUGAUUACAAAGAACCGAACAUAUAACUUUUAAAUUGCUAUUAUUUUAUAAAAUAGAUUUUGUUUAAAUUUAUACGUAGAUGCGAUUACAAAAAAAAGCACAAAUAUGAUUAUAAGAACAAAAAUAAAUAUAAAAAUUAAAUUUUUAAAGAAAAUUAAAAAAUAUACCCGCCCUUUCAAAGGGCAGGUCAGAAUAUAGUUAUUGUUAAUAGUAAAAAAUGGCGUGUUAAUAUAAUUUAAAUAUUUAUUUUCUCAGUAACUAGUAGAAGGGAUAUGAAUAAGUCUUUUUUCCUUUUGAUAGAUCAGUAACUAGUAGGACGAAUUUGAAUAACUCUUUUUCUUUUUGAUAGAUGCCACAAUGAGUGAAUACGAAGCGAACAAACUCUUUAAAGAAAACUAAAAAUUAAAUUUUCUUAAAAUAUAUGAUUGUCUAUUUAUUUCCCACUUAACUCAUUUGGCCAACUCUUCUCACUAACUAAUUUUCAUGAAUUAAUGACUCCUUAUACAAAAGUCUUUCCCUCUGUAAUUAUAGAUGUACAGAAAACAAGAAUAAAAUAUAGAAGAAUCACAUACACUUUGCCAAAGUCAUGACUCUGGAAAAAGAGUUUAUUUCAACAUGAUAUUUAGCAUUCAUGGAUAAGCCAAGUCAUGACUAGUUUUUCCAUAACUUUGUUAUAGGUAUUUUAUACUGAACUAAACAAAAAUUAAAAAAAAAAUACAUGAAUUUUAUGGAUUAUAUUCUAUAUCGAACUAAACUAAAAUUCAAAAUAUUACAUAAACUCUCAAAAUCGUGCUUAUAUAUAAUAUAUAUAUUGAUUCUUGAUGAUGUUAUUCUAUCAUUAAUUUAUCAAAACGACAUUAUUUUUCAUAAAUUUUUAAAAUUAAAAAUUUAAAAAUGCUACAUAAAAUCUCAAAAUCUUUCUUAUAUAUAUUGACCGUCAAAGAUAAUUUUAUCAAAAUGACGUCAUUUUGUUUUGGAUAGUUUCUGUAAAAAAUGAUAAAUUCUGUAAAAUUUAAAAUUAGUUUUUGGGAGAUUCAAACUCUCACAUUGAUAGAUACGUAAGAGCAUAUUAACUGAUAUACCAAAGUAAAUUUCUUUUAUAAAUGUGUAAACAUUGACUUAUAUAUAAGUUUUAGUUUAAUCAGAUAAAUGUUAUAAAAAAUUAAUGUUUUAGUUUUAUUAAAUAAAUAUAAGCUUUCUUAUGUUUUUAAAAUUUAAAUUUAAAAAAUCAUUAUUUUAUAAAUUUAAAUUAAUUUAUUAAUUUUAAUAUUUUCUUAUUCAAAUAUAUUGUAAAAUUAGGAUUUUGUGUUGUUUAUGCAUAUAAAGAUUUAUUUAAAAUACAAUUAAAUUUUUACAAAGAUUUUUCAAUUUUUAAUAAUUUUAAAAGUAACAAUUUAGAUUAAUAAAUUUUUUUUGAAAAUUUAACAUUAUUUUAAAAAUUUGACGGCACGGUUUUGAGAGUUUAUAUAAUAUUUUUGAAUGUUUGUUUAAUUUAGUAUGAAAUAUGUAUUACUACAAAGUUCGGAAAUGAACAAAGUACAAAUUUUAUGUAGUAUUUCUGAAUUUUUAUUGAGUUCAAAAUGAAAUACAUACUACUGUAAAGUUUGAAAGAUAUAGUCACGAGAAAUAAAGUUCAGAGUUUAUUUUUCCCAAUGCUCUCUUCUUCCAUAAUAUUUAAUCAUUUUCAAAUAUAGUAUAAUAAAAAUAAGAUAUAUAAGAACACGUGUGCAUUUGAUAUUUAAAAGAAUGGUGUUAAAGGUUUUUUAUUUUAAAAUUAAAAAUAAGUUGAAAUAUAAAAUAUGAGUGGUUGAACUUUUAUUGAAAAACAAAUAAAUCUUUAAUCUAAUAAAAAUAGAGCCAAAACAUAAUUCACCAACUAUAUAUAUUUAUUCCCACCAACCUCAUUCAUCCACUGAUUAAAUACAGCCCUUAAAAAUAAUUAUCCUGUAGUAGGUUUGACAAUAAAAAUAUCGAUGGACGGUUCGUCUAUAUAUAUAUAUAGACCCAACCCAAGCAGUCGUAAUAACAGAACCAAACAUGGAUUUCAAUGAGCUGUUUCUUCUCUUUGCUCUCUCCCUUAUCCCUCUUUGUUUCUUGAUACUUCGUCCAAAGAAGAGUAAAGGUACAGCGCCUAUGGUCCCCGGAGCAUGGCCGGUGGUCGGCCAUUUACCAAUGUAUCGCUCUGUAAAGCCACAAGCACAUGUUGCGUUCGGGGCCAUGGCCGAUGUGUACGGACCCGCGUUCAUGACGAAAAUUGGUUCUCGCAACGCCCUGGUCAUAAGCAGCGAAGAGGUGGCUAGAGAAGUCUACACCGUCCACGACAAGUUCUUACGUCGACAAGACAUGAUUGCAUGUGAAAUUUUAGGAUACGAUGGCUUGCUCCCGUUGGUUAGUCCUCAGGGAGCGUACUGGAGAGAGAUACGGAAGAUAGUGAUAUCACAACUUAUGUCAGCCUCAGUGGUUGAUACGUUAAAGGGUCGUAGAGCCGGAGAGGUUGACGUGGCGUUCAGAGACUUGUACGUGAGGUGGGAGCAGCACAAUGGUCGGCCUCAUCAAAAAGGAGUCUUGGUGGACAUGAAGCCAGAGUUUAUCAAUGUCGCCACAAACAUGACGGUGAUGAUGGUCGCGGGGAAGAGAUAUUACGGGAAUAGUCCCAACUGCGAAGCGGGAGAAGCAAGAAGAAUCGGGAAGUUGAUUCUGGAGGCAGUCCAGAACUUCGGUCGCUACUCUAUAUCUGAUUUUAUACCAUACCUGGGUUGGUUGGAAUGGAAGGAAAAGAAGAUAAUGAAGAGAAUGGCUCAAGAGUUGGACUGUGUUUUUGAAUCUUGGAUUGAAGAGCACAAGAAUAAGAGGGGAGAGAGUGAAAAGGAUUACUUGGACAUGGUCCUUGAGAGCAUUGAACAACACAAGAUUCUAGGCUCGAGUGAUGCUCAUAAAACCGCUAAAGCCGUCUGCCUUAACAUGGCUAUUUCUGGGAGCGAUGCAGUUGUUGCGAUUCUAGUUUGGGCUGUAUCGUUGCUCGUGAACAACCAGCACGUGUUGAGGAAAGCUCAGGAAGAGUUGGACCGCACAAUCGGUAAUCAGAGAGUAGUGGAGGAGUCCGACCUCAAAGACUUGGUUUAUCUCCAAGCCAUUGUCAAGGAAACAUUUCGUUUGUACCCUCCAGCCCCCUUCGUCGCUUAUAGGGAAACGACCGAAGAUUUUGUCAUUGCCAAUGGCAACUUUCAUAUUCCCGCAGGGACACACGUGAUGGUAAAUGAGUGGAAGGUCCAGAGAGAUCCGACUAUUUGGCCAAACCCGGAAGAGUUCGAGCCAGAGAGAUUCUUGACAUCUCACAAAGAAGUGGAUGUUGGUGGGAAGAUGAAUCAUAAGCUCUUUCCAUUUGGGUUAGGACGACGAGCUUGCCCCGCAUCUCUUUUAGGUACGAAGAUGGUUCAGUACAUCCUGGCUAGGUUCUUACACAGCUUUGACGUGGCAAACCCAUCAAACCAAAACGUGGACAUGACGGAGGACAACAACUUGGUCAAUCUCAAAGCCACUCCUCUUGAAGUCUUCAUUACUCCUCGGCUGCAUGAGUCCCUCUACCUUGUUGAUAGCAACAGCGAAAACUUCUCCAACAAGGCUUAAUGAAUAAUAUUACAUCGAUCUUAAUUUGGUCAAGAAUCUGCUAGCAAAUAAAAGAACUUCCAGUCUUUCUUUGCAUCACCUUUUUCCUUCAUGUAUUUUUCGUAUUAUGGUUUCCGAUUGCUCCCGUAAUAAAUAAUGAAAUAUUUUUAUGGGUAAACUGUAAAUAUGACUUGGAAAAAAGAGCUCCGUACUGGUUGAAAUA